Molecule: messenger RNA, 408 nt
Organism: Paramecium primaurelia
Lineage: Eukaryota; Ciliophora; Oligohymenophorea; Peniculida; Parameciidae
Source: the annotation of a GenBank genome assembly
AUGUAUAGAAAAUUUUUUAGUUCAUUUAAAAUAACUAAUUUAUUAACUUUAAAAUUUAAAUAACAUCAUAUUCUAGUGAACAAUAAAUAAAAACAGUUAUUACAACUGAUGAUAUUAAAGAGAUUUUUGGAAUAUUAAUAAAAAAUUAAGUGGGAAUGUCAGUUUUUUUUUCUUUUGAAGAACAAAAUUUGUUUUUUUCAUCCAAUAUUUUUUAGAUUUGAAUUUUUGAAAUUUUUAUAAAAUGUUAUAUUAUUUAAAUUCUUAAUGUAAAAUAGACAAUUAAGAAACUAUUAUUUAUAAAAUUACCAAGUUUUUAGAAUUCUCUAUUACAAAAGAUAAUUUAAUUAAUAAAUGGUUUUAAAUUGUGUUACAAGAAGGUUAUUUAUCCAAUUUUUUAUUAUCUAUUGA